AUGAAGCAGAUGCACAUACCAAACUACCUUUGGGGAGAAGCAGUGAGGCACUCGACUUACCUCUUAAACCGCAUUGCCACAAGAACGCUCGUGGAUAUGACACCGAACAGAACCAGGAUCCAAAGCAUAUCGUUGCUAUAUCCACAGACGAGGAAGAUAACAGUCAGUCGUCGUGAUGUCGUGUUUGACGAGACGAAAGGAUGGAACUGGAGCCACACCAAACACCAAGAAAGUGGCAACGACUUUACCUUGGUACUAGGAAGCUUUGGUGAAAGCAAAGAUCGAGAAACAGGGGAGAGCAGUAAAGAAAAGGAGAUUGUAGAGGUCUCUGACGACAGUGAUGAAGAGAGGAGUGCCAAAACUGAUUUGUCGUCUGAUAAAGAGACAGAACAUGAGGAAACAAACCAAAGCUCUUCUCCGAGUGGCUUAAGGAGAUCAGAUAGAGAACGUGUGAAGCCAAAAUAUCUUGAAGACUACGCUUUUGCUCGCAAUAGAAGAAGGAGAAAGACUGUUGUUGCUCUUGAAUGA
This is a messenger RNA of Microthlaspi erraticum, 528 nucleotides long. The record is from the annotation of a GenBank genome assembly. NCBI's taxonomy places the organism in Eukaryota, Viridiplantae, Streptophyta, Magnoliopsida, Brassicales, Brassicaceae.